Molecule: messenger RNA, 3965 nt
Organism: Tetranychus urticae (two-spotted spider mite)
Lineage: Eukaryota; Metazoa; Arthropoda; Arachnida; Trombidiformes; Tetranychidae
Gene: Karybeta3
Product: karyopherin beta 3
Biological process (GO): protein import into nucleus
Source: RefSeq, a predicted model, not a curated record
AAAUGCAAAUCCGGUUAAAAUAUAUUGAUUUAAAUUGUAAGAAUUUAAGUAUUGUCUGAUAUCAUUGAUUAGACUGUUCUUUGAUUAACUUGUUGUAUUAUUCUUGUGGGAUUAAUUUAGUUUUUCUAAUUGUUGGUUUUAAGCAACAAGAAAGGGAAGCUACUAGAAGGGGGAGAUUCUAGUGUUGUGGGUGGAGCAAAGAGUAAAGCUUGUUACUGUAGCUUGGUUUGCUGGAUCAAAGCAACGUGUUUGUGUGAUAAUUGUAUUGUUGUCGCCUUUCUUGUUUUGCCUUGAUUAACCAUUUUAUUUCAAAUUUAACAAUUUAUUUGACAGUGAAAGUGAUACUUCUUCUGACACCAUGAAUUUACCUGUGAAAUAUAAUGAUUUUCAGUUGAUUGUAAUCAACUGCUUAAAUGAAAAUAAUGACAUUCGUACGGAUGCCGAGGAUAAAUAUGAGAAAGUUCCGGUUCUCAACAAGAUUGAAUUUCUUCUUCAAAUCAUAUCUGAAAAGACUAUGGCUAGAGAGGUUUCUCAAUUAUGUGCUGUAUUAUUGAGACGAAUGUUUUUCGCCAACUACGAUACUAUCGAGGAAGUUAUGACACCUGAAAUUCUUGAGCAGAUUAAAAAUCAAAUUUUACUCCUCUUAAAAAAUCCACAGGAUGCUAGUUUACUGAAAAAAAUGUGUGAAGUUGCAGCUGAAUUGGCUAAAAGGCUAAUAGACGAAAGAAAUCAGAAUCAUUGGCCAGAAUUAUUGAAAUACAUGUUUGAAUGUGUUAAUUCACAAGACCUAGUUUUAAAAGAAUGUGCCUUGAACCUGUUGUCGCUGGUUCCAGGGAUAUUUGGAAAUGAAUUAGAACGAUAUCUAGAAGUUAUUCGACAAAUGUUAUACCACUGUUUGACGGACAAUAAUUUAAAUUUAGACAUUCGGACCGCUGCUGUCAAAGCAACUUCUGCGUUUAUUUUGCACCAUGAAAAUAAUAAAAAAGUAACCCAGCAUCUUUCCGACUGUGCUGUACCCAUGAUACAUUUAAUCGUCUCAACAAUCUCCUUGGACGGAGAACACUGUGAUACUAUCCUUAAAGCAGUGACUGAUAUUGCUGAAAAGUGUCCUCAAUUUUUGAGAGCUCGAACUGAAGAUCUCAUCCAACUCUGUCUCGAAGCCUUAAGAGGAGCGGAUAUUAUGGAUACUCGUAAACAUCUCUGUAUUGAAAUUGUGAUUUCAUUAGCCGAGAACGCUCCACAGACAAUAAGGAAACGCGGAACUCCUUAUUUGGGCCAACUAGUCUCGCAUCUAUUGCUAAUGAUGACAACUAUUGAAGAAGAUCCUGAAUGGGGAAAUGUGGAUGUCAUAGAAGAUGAUGAUUUUGAAAGCAAUCACGUUAUUGGCGAAACAUCGCUAGAUCGAUUGGCUUGCUCUAUUGGUGGCAAAACCAUAUUACCUCUCGUUCUUGAAAAUAUUUCUACUAUGCUUCAAAAUCCUGAUUGGCGUCAUCGUUUUGCAGCUAUGAUGGCUGUUUCAGCGGUUGGAGAAGGCUGUCAUGAUCAAAUGUUGCCUAUGUUGCCUAAAAUUGUUUCUGGAAUUCUUCCUUUCUUGUCUGAUGCACAUCCUCGCGUCCGUUAUGCUGCUUGUAAUGCUCUUGGUCAAAUGGCGAGUGACUUUGCUCCUGAUUUCCAAGAAAAGUUCCAUAAUGUAGUAGUUCCCAGCUUAUUAACACUUUUAGACGAUCAGAUGAACCCAAGAGUCCAAGCUCAUGCCGGUGCUGCAUUAGUUAACUUUUUCGAGGAAUGUCCACCAAAGAUUGUUGCAAUUUACCUAGAACAAUCAGCAGCUAAAUUAGAAGGUCUGAUCAAUAUGAAGAUUAAUGAAUUGAUGAGUAAAGGAACCAAACUUGUUCUUGAACAAGCCGUUGUUACACUUGCUUCACUUGCUGAUUCAGCUCAAGAGUAUUUUGAAAGAUACUAUGAUAAAUUUGUGCCAUGCCUUAAAGCAAUUAUAAAGAUGGCAACCACCGAUGAAUUAAAAAUUCUUAGGGGAAAAGCCAUUGAGUGUAUAAGUUUAAUUGGAUUAGCUGUUGGAAGAGACCGUUUUUGUGCUGAUGCUAGUGAAGUUAUGGACAUGUUACUUCGAACACAAACUGGAGAAGAACAAUUAGCUGAGGACGAUCCACAACUCGCAUACAUGAUAUCCGCUUGGGCUCGAAUCUGUAAAAUCCUUGGUUCUCAGUUCGAACCUUAUCUUCCCUAUGUUAUGCCGCCGGUUCUAAAAGCUGCUUCAUACCAAAUUCAAAUGCACCUUUUGGAUGAUGAAGAUACUAUUGUUGAAAAAGAUUGGAGUCGCCUAACUAUUGAUCAGUCACAGGUGGGAAUAAAAACAAGUGGCUUGGAAGAUAAAGCUACAGCUCUCCAAAUGUUAGUCUGUUAUGCGCGAGAAUUGAAACAAAAUUUCGCCAAUUACGUUGAAGAUGUUGUUAAAGUUGUGGUUCCCGAACUCAAAUUUAUCUUCCAUGAUGGUGUUCGAACAGCAGCCGCUGAAAUUUUACCUUACCUUUUGGAAAGUGCCAAAGCUCGUGGUAAAGAGUACGUUAACGGUAUGUGGAAAUACAUUUUCCCUGAAUUAAUGCAUGCCAUAGAAACUGAACCAGAAAGAGAAGUUUUGUCCGAGCUUAUGGCAUCCCUUGAUACUUGUAUUACUGAUCUUGGACGAGAAUUUUUAUCAGAUGACCAAUUGGAAGCUAUUGUGAAAGUUCUUGAUGAGCAUUUGAAACAAUACUUCGAACGAUGUGAAGAACGUUCCGAAAAAAGAAAAGAUGAAGAUUAUGAUGAAGGAGUUGAGGAGACUCUUGUAGAAGAGGAUGACGAAGACGUUUUCAUUCUAAGCAAAGUAGCAGAUGUUUUACAUGCUUGUUUCUCUGUCUGUAAAGACUAUUUCUUGCGAUAUUUCGAUGCAAUUGUGCAUCAUUUUGUUAAGUUAGCGGGAAGUGAUAGAGCAUGGACAGAACAACAUUGGGCUAUUUGCGUUAUGGAUGACGUGAUUGAACACGGUGGACCCGGAUGUGAAAAAUAUAAAGAUUUUUUCAUUCCUUUGUUAGGCAAUGGAGUGCAAAGCACUUAUCCUGAAAUUAGACAAGCUUCUGCCUAUGGUUGGGGAGUUUUAGCUCAAUACGGAGGUCCUAACUUUGCUAGUGUUUUUUCUGUUUGUGUACCUAUUUUGACGCAAAUGAUUCAAGCUCCUGAUGCACGAGAAGCUCCAAACAUUAACGCAACUGAAAACGCAAUCGCUGCUAUAACCAAGAUACUUCAAUUUAAUAGCAGUCAAGUUAAUGUAAAUGAACUAUUACCACUUUGGUUUUCCUGGUUACCCGUUUGGGAAGAUGAAGAAGAAUUGCCUCAUGUCUAUGGAUUUCUUCUAUAUCUUAUCGAACAUAAUCACCCAAUCAUCAUGGGCGAAAACAAUUCCAAUCUUCCUAGAAUAGUUUAUAUAUUUAUGGAAGUAUUAGCCCGAAAUGCUAUUACAUUGUCUUCUGAUGUUGGACAAAAAAUUAUAGCUUUAAUGAACUCUCUAAAGAAUGAUGCACUGCUUUUCCAAAGAUGCGUAGAAUCAUUGAAUACUCAACACCAAGAAGGUUUGAAGCAAGUUCUUGCGUACCCAGGAGAUCAAUAAUUCAAUUAUUUAUAUUUUGAACAAAAAAAAUAAGAAACAGUUAAUGAUUAUGUUGGAUAUCAUAAUUUAUUCGAGGUUGUUAAAACUUGAAAAUGAAAAUUUUCAAAUUGGAUUAACAUUUAACUCAUAAAAACUUCUUUUAUCUUGCAAAAAAUAUUGACGCCAAAACUCAGCGUAAUUCUCCACUUUCACUUUCCAAUCUGUUUUUCGAUCAUAUCCAUUAAAAAAUUCAUUAAUGUAAAUUUUACAAUACAAUGGUCAAUAGUUUAUCGACUAAGUCAAAUAAGCAAAGAAUUUGUGAAGU